Molecule: messenger RNA, 186 nt
Organism: Sphaeroforma arctica JP610
Lineage: Eukaryota; Ichthyosporea; Ichthyophonida
Exons: 1
Source: RefSeq, a predicted model, not a curated record
ACAGAGAAUGAGGUCACGCUCAAUGUACCCUCCAAAGAGGAGAUGGCCAACAAGCAGCAUGUGCGGCCCAAUGUCAAAAAAAUCGAGGACGAUGACCCCAACAACACCCAAAACGGGACAGACAAGGACGCGGUUAGGGGCGAAAAUGAGGACAAAGAGGGAGACGAACUCAUCCACGAGGCUAAG